Molecule: messenger RNA, 2012 nt
Organism: Cantharellus anzutake
Lineage: Eukaryota; Fungi; Basidiomycota; Agaricomycetes; Cantharellales; Hydnaceae
Exons: 6
Coding region: 160-1644 (494 amino acids)
Molecular function (GO): tocopherol cyclase activity
Source: RefSeq, a predicted model, not a curated record
UAUAUCCAACGGAUUUUACACCCUCCUCGGAUAUACUGAAGAAGAUACAAGGGUUCUUCUAGGAUGUAAGCCGUGCCCAUAGCUGGCAACCUCCGAAUGAAUUGGCAGGUGGUUGCGCAAUGGAAAUAGGAAAUUGACACCUGUCGCUGAACGACUUACAUGGUUGCCCUUUCCGCAACAGCAGCCGACCUAUUGUUUCCGCGAUGGUUAUCGAUGCGCCUUUUGGCGCAAAAGGAUCAGUAUGCCCCUCACCCUUCGUAUGUCGGUUUCGAGGGCUGGUAUACUCGGAUACAAGACGAAUCAGCGGGACUCUCCAUCAUUCUGAUUUUUUGCUCUCUUGGAGACUCGACGCCAUCAGGUACUCCUCGGAAGCACUAUUUCCAUUUCUCAGUAAUGUCUAUUGGUGACUCGUCUACUAUCGAGCCGGCCGAGUUCCACUUGUUUCCUGAUGAGCUUCAACAUAUCGUGGACUCCCCGCCCGAUCCAGAGACAGGUUUGCAACCAUAUACUUUGAACAUACCUCAUUGGAAGCUUCGCCAAAGCUCUUCCGAGCACUGGAAAGUGUCCAUAGACAUAACCGAUCGUGUUCCAUUAUCGCAGGAGCACCCUCUACUGAGUACUCCGCACAGCAUGGCCCUUUCAAGAUUGGAAACUUUACUUCCAUUGCAUUGGGCAAUUUUCUCAACCGGAUCGAAGGCAAAUUACGACGUGAAGCAUAUCGGCGCCGAUGGGGUGGGAUUGGAAGUCUUUGGAGGCACUGGGGUGGCACAUAUGAAAAAGAACUGGGGCGCAUCAUUUCCAACUGGCUGGACAUGGUGUCAAGCAUUUGGCGCAUCUUCGCACGACCCCGCGCAGACAUUCGGUGACCAUCGAGACAAUGCGACGAGAGAUUGUGCUGCCAUUGCGGGCGGUGUUCUCGCUUUGGGUCAAAAGGCAUAUCUCAUCCAUUACAAGGAUUCAGGCAACGCCUGGCGCCCUCGUCGCGAACGUUCGAUACAUCCAAGGUAUCCAGCGAAAGAUCAUGAAAGUACUGAACAUUCUGAUCCUAAUGACAAGCAACGUAUCAACUGGACCUCCCGCCCAUUAUGGACUCUGAUUCUAGCACUCCCAUAUCCCGCUGGUAUCCCACGAUUCAAGGUAUCGCGGAAGAAUCCAUUGAAAAAGCCCUUAUCAUCUAAUACCUUUAACUCCUCUGCUGGCCGUGGGCCAACCGCCGUCAGCACAUUGACGUUUAAUUUUUCCAUCCUCGGCCUCCCUGCACUGUCCCUCAUGAUCCCUUAUGCCGUCAUCCAGUUUUCCCCAUUUGGAUCCAUGCAUGAAACGUUCACAUACGAUGAACGCUCAGGAUUCGGACGAUUGCAGCUUACCGCCGCGACCCUUAACAGACGGAUCCUAAUCGAUGUACGGUCAGAGUCGCCGCCUGCCACUCUCAAUUCACAAGUACAGCCGAGAUGGCUUGCACUCCAUUGCCCGAUGCCUGGUGGGCAUGCCACACGUGCGUACGAGUCAUUCACAGCAAGGGCAACGAUAAGAGCCUACAGGCGCCAGUGGAGAUCUGGCUGGCCACGAUGGGUCGAAAUCAGGAACGUCGAGUUUGAACACGCGGCAUUGGAGUUUGGAGGAUUGUAUGCUGCGAUAGCAUGAUCAGCGCCUCAAUAAAUCAAAGACGCCAAUAUGAGACGAGUUUAUUAUAACUUGCCCCUUCCAGUUGCAUAUAUUGGACCCUGGCUGCUCACCUUCUAUAACUUUAUUCCAAACUGUGCAGAUGUGUUAUUCUGUACGUAGGGCUUGCGGGGAUCGGGUGGAGUAUAUGGAUCAAUGGCCACCCCAGGCUGAUGCUGGUACGUCGAGGAACCUGAUGUGUUUGGUUCCGAACACAAUAACCAGUUGGAUAAAAUGUUGCUCUUUUCUGGCGUGCAUGAUUCUGGGAUGAAGUCAUCGAGAACUGCUACCGUGGGUGGAGGGUUUAAGGAUACCUAUCCCAUUCCUUUGCGCACUGGUCUUGGGAUUAA